CCCUCCUCUUGCUGGCUGAUUGGAGCCACCACCUCGGCACCGCGCGACGCUGCACAACAGUCGGCACCGCGCUUCCUGUCCGCGCAAACGGCUCGCCUGGCAGCUCGCGCUCGCAGGCCACGCAGCGCGGGGUAAGACGCCGCCAGCAGGCGCCCGACCGGCUCUCUCCGCCCCUCGCCGUCGCACGAUGGCGAACCGCACGCUGCGGACGGCCGCUCCGCCGGCGCUGCGUCGCGCAGCGUCGCAGGUCGCCAGCCUCGCGCCCGGCGGCCUCUUCUCUGGCCCGCUCUCGGACGCGCAGCUCGAGGCCGCGCUCGAGCAGCUCUACGUGCAGAACGCCGACGGCUCGCACGACCUCCUCGUGCCGCACCGCGGGCGCAUCUCGCGCGUGCCGAUCCGUGCGACCCGCCAGGCCGUCUUCGAUGCCCACUGGCCGCACUUCAAGCUCGCGCCGCCCGUCGUCGAGAGCAGCGCCGAGGAGCAGGUCAAGGGCGACGAGCGCCGCCGCGUCGAGGCGCGCAAGGUCCGCGAGGAGGGCGGGCAGGCCGCUGCGGCCGCCAAGAAGGUGGGCGUCAACAAGGAGUUCUUCCGGCAGCUGCGGGCGAUCAUGCGCAUCCUCAUCCCAAACGCGCGCGGCAAGGAGGUGUUCCUGCUGAUCCUGCACACCGGCUUCCUCGUGCUGCGCACGUACCUCUCCGUGCUCGUCGCGCGCCUCGACGGCAUGAUCGUGCGCGACCUCGUCACUGCCAACGGGCGCGGCUUCCUCCGCGGCCUGGGUCUCUGGUUCGCCCUGGCGGUGCCGAGCACGUACACGAACAGCAUGAUCCGCUAUCUGCAGAGCAAGCUGGCCAUCGGCUUCCGCACUCGGCUCACGCGCUACGCGCAUGACCUGUACCUGAACAACAAGGCCAACUUCUACCGCAUCAUCAACCUCGAUGGGCGGGUGGAGAGCGCCGACCAGUACAUCACCACCGACAUCGCACGCUUCUGCGAGACCCUCUCUGCGCUGUACUCGAACAUCGCCAAGCCGAGUCUCGACAUCAUCAUCUUCAACGUGCAGCUCUCCAAGGCCAUCGGCGGCCGCGGCCUGUUCGGCCUCUUCUGCAGCUACUAUCUCACGGGCAAGGUGCUGCGGGCCGCGGCGCCCGCCUUUGGCAAGCUCGCGGCCAUCGAGGCGAAGCUCGAGGGCGACUUCCGCGGCGCGCACGGGCGCCUCAUCACCAACGCCGAGGAGGUGGCCUUCUACAACGGCAGCGCCAUCGAAGAGUCGAUCCUCAACCGCGCCUUCAAGCGCCUCGUCAAGCACGUCGGCAGCAUCUACCGCGUCCGCGUCGCGUACUCGAUGACGGAGGACUUUGUGCUGAAGUAUGCCUGGUCGGCCGCGGGCUACGGCCUCAUCGCCAUGCCGUACCUCUUCCCGGCCGCCGGUGCUGCGGCAGCUGCGAAGACGCAGUCCGCCGAUGUCGGAGUGGCAGAGCGGACCGAGGGCUACGUCGGCAGCCGCCGCCUGCUCCUCAGCGUCUCGGACGCCGGCUCGCGGCUCAUGGCCUCGUACAAGGACCUGGCCGAGCUGGCGGGCUUCACCAGCCGCAUCUACGUCCUCCUGCAGGUGCUGCACUCCCUCGACCGCGGACAGUACCAAAGCCUGCCGCGCCCUGCGGACCUCGCUCCCGGGCAGCCGUUCUACGACCUCGGCGAUAUCCGAGGCACCGUGCGGCACGGCAGCGGCGACGUCGCGCUCACCAAAGUGCCCAUCGUCGCGCCGGCACCGGGCGUGGAGCGCGGCGGCGAGGAGCUCGUCAAGGAGCUCACGCUGCGCAUCCAGCCCGGCAUGCACGUGCUCAUCUCGGGCCCGAACGGCGUCGGCAAGACGGCCGUGGCGCGCGUGCUGGCGGAGCUCUGGCCCGCCUUUGACGGCACGCUCGAGCUGCCCGACGCCAAGGACACCAUCUUCCUCCCGCAGCGCGCCUACCUCACCACGGGCUCGCUCAAGGAGCAGAUCAUCUACCCGCACGCCGUGCCGCAGUGCAGCAAGACCGACGACGAGCUCAUGGAGAUCCUCCAAGCCGUGCACCUGGGCUACGUCGUCGAGCGCGAGGGCGGCUUUCAGGCACGCAAGACGUGGACGGACGUGCUGUCGGGCGGCGAGCGGCAACGAUUCGCGUUCGCGCGCCUCCUCUACCACCAGCCACGCUUCGGCAUCCUCGACGAGACGAGCUCGGCCGUCAGCACGGACGUCGAGGGUCUGAUGUAUCAGGCAGCAAAGGAGCGCGGCAUCACUCUCAUCACCAUCUCCCACCGGCCCUCGCUCAUGCGCUACCACACGCACCUGCUGCAUCUCGGCGGCGAGCAGAACACGUGGCAGCUCGAGGAGCUCGGCGGCGACGGCUCGGAGGCGCUCUCGUUCGAGGACGAGAUCCGCGAGCUCGAGGCCAACCUCAAGGACGUCGAGCAGUGGCAGGCGCGCGUCGACGAGAUCAAGCGCGAGCUGCAGCCGCAGGCACUGCAGGCGGGCGCCUAGUCGGCAGCGUGCGGGCACGGCCGGCAGCAUCUGCUCACCGUCAGCGAUCUGCCGCAAUUCGAUAGCAUUACACCGCG
Tilletiopsis washingtonensis is the source of this 2598-nucleotide messenger RNA. Its product is annotated as putative peroxisomal half ABC transporter. Gene Ontology annotation, cellular component: peroxisomal membrane. Gene Ontology annotation, biological process: fatty acid beta-oxidation; peroxisome organization; very long-chain fatty acid catabolic process. The transcript has 15 exons. The coding region runs from base 188 to 2521 and encodes 777 amino acids. Gene Ontology annotation, molecular function: ATP hydrolysis activity; long-chain fatty acid transmembrane transporter activity; ABC-type transporter activity. The record is from RefSeq and is a predicted model, not a curated record. Lineage: Eukaryota; Fungi; Basidiomycota; Exobasidiomycetes; Entylomatales.